CUUCUAAGGCCACUAUAUCGUGGCUAGAGACUCGAGUUAAAUUGAGCUAAAAUAUGAACAUAGAUGUGGUUGGACGACUUCGUCCUCCCAUCCGUGGGGAACCUAGUGGUAUAAACAUAGAGAUUGACAGUCACCAUAGAGUUGCAAGUAGACCAGGAGGAACAUACUUCAGUUUUCACAACAUACACAAGGAAACCAGCAGUACAUAUGAGGUUUACAAGGAGUCUGUCGAGCCUCUUAUUGACCUAUUCAUUGCUGGUUACAAUAUCUAGCCUUGUACCUCUCAUAUUUGACUCUAUAUUUUCUAAACUACCCACAUCUGAUUACUCGUAUGAUGAGGCUCAGAGUAAAGCCUCGGUGGUGUUCCAAAUGUAUGAACUAUUCAAUGAAUUGGUGAGAGAUCUGCUCCAGAUUCCCUCUGGCACUGGAACACCUCAGUAUCUGGAGUUAGAUGAGUCAGCGGAGAAAGGUGUCUUUGUUAAGCAUGGGAGUAGUGUAAAGGUGACAAAUGCCCCAGAAGGUGUUUCUCACUUCAGACAAGGCUGGGCUAGGAAGGUGCAAUCUCACACAGAUUUUGGCCCUGCACACAACCAUGCAACAAUUAUUUUGCAUCUUGACCUCACUAUGCGCACUGGUGACAGCCCCCUUCCACACAGGUCAAGGUUGACCAUAGUGAAGCUUGCAGGUUCUGAGAAGUUGUCAGAUGAAUCAAUUCAAUUACGUAUGAGAGAGGGACCAACAUUAAACAAGUCUGUCGUAGGAUUGAGUCAGUAUGUCGCUGCCUUGGCCAAUCAGCCUUACCCCGAUAGAAAUGUCAGCAGCUUUGAUGCAAAGUUGCCGAAUAUUCUAAAAGAUGAGAUUGGAGGUAACUGCAAGACGAGGGCUAUUGUUUGCUUGAAGCCGGACUCAGAUCCAAACAUUCUGACUGGGAUACUAAGAUUUUGUUCUCAGUUAUCCCAAGUUGUUAACUUCCCUGUAUUGAAUGACAGUUUCACUCAGCAACUAGUGACUCAGUUUAGAGCAAAGAUCCUGACUCUGAAGGGAGGUAUAGGUCUGGGGGCUGGCCUACCAAACACUUACCAGCUCGGAGAUGUCCAGGAUGAGCUCAGGAGAAUACAAACAGAAAAUUUGGAGCUCCGUGACAGGAAUGAGAGAUUACAUGAAAGAUUGGAGCAGGUACAAGGAAGAUUUGGCAACCUGGCUACCACUAAAACCGACCUGUCAUCCCAACUAUUGCUCUCAGAAGAGGAAAAAUUAAAGGUAUCUAAGACUCUCGUUGAUCUACAAAUUGAGAACAAUAAACUGAAGGAAGAACAUGAGAAGGACAAGUUUGAGUUGACAAAUAAGAUCCUUGCCUUGGAGAAUGAUCUUUUGGAGGUUGAACUUGAGCGAAACAAAUAUAAAAGUGAGUCACAUAAUGCCAAAGAGAGGCUUGCAGAAAUGGAAAAAGAUCGCAAAGAUCUUGCUGAUGAAUACGUUACAUUGAAGACAAAUUAUAUAGCCAUUAAUAAAGACCAUGAACAACAGAGUGCCAAACUUGAAGAGUUGAGCAUGGAACUACUGAACCUAGUCAAUGCCAAGGCAACACUUCUGCGACAGAUGGAAAACAUGGAAAGACUCCAUGGAAUAGAACAUGAGGACCCUGCGGAAGAAAUUGCCAGGGUCCGAGCAGUAGUCACCAGACUAUCAAAGAGACCUGGGAAAGAUGAACUAGUCAGUGAGCGGGACCGCCAGUCAGUACAGAUGAGUGUAUUUGGAGAUGAGAAGAGGUUUAAAGGCAAGAUGGACAAAAUCCAUAACCAAUAUGACAAACAGCAGAAAACUCUUGAAAACAAAGUAGCAACAACGAAGAAACACCUGAAUGAUGCAAGGAACCUAGCAAGAGAAAGGCAGACCACAAUAUCACAACUAAAUGCACAACUAAUCACAGCAAGGAGCAGCAGAGACCAACUGGAGUCAGAGAGGAACAGGUUGCAGCACAAACUGAAGGACAUCAAUGAGGAAUACAAGAGCAGACUGAACCAGUAUGUCAGAGACAUUGCAGAAUACAUUGAUAAGCCUGGAAGGGGACAGAAGUUUGGGGAAGAUGAAGGUGCAGCUAAAGAAAAACUUACGAAAUAUGUUCAUAGGAUGAUAAAAGAUCUGAGGACAGCUCAUAAACAUCGUGAAGAGCAGCUAAGCCAGGCUGUCCAAACCAUGAACAAACAGCUCCACCAGGUCAUUAAAAGGCACGAGGGAUUACUUAUUGCAUACAGAGAUCUUCGGCAACAGGUUGAUUCACUGGGUAUACACGACAUAGAACUGGGACCAGAUGAAAGUGAUUUGCAAAUGAAGGACAAAGAGCUCCAAUCUCGGCAAGAACAAGAAAUAUUCCGUCUCAAGGAUGAGCUAGAAAAAAUCAAAAGCAGUUAUGAAGCAACAAAACUUAGAUUGAAUGUUGGAUUCCAUGGAAAGGACAACCCUGCCUUGAAUUUAAAGAAUGCUUCAGAUUCCUCAAUAUCCACAGAGGGGAGGCAGGAAGAUACAUGGAACAGCUUACGGAAACAGCUGCGUGAGUUUACAUUGAACACGCAACAAGAGUUGGAAUCAGAGCGAGCAGAUCUCAUCAGUAAGAACACAAUGCUUGAAGAACAAGUGCACCAGUUACAGAGCUAUAUAGACACCCAACUUGCCAGGUAUGGAGGUGAAAGAACAAGAAGGAAAGGUUAUGCAAGGCCUUGACCCCGGGGCCUCGGCAUUACAUUGUGCAAUGGGACAGUCCUAUUAAAGUCCUAUUAUCAUUCCAUCUGCAGAUUGCUGAGCCAGACUAGCUUUGCUUUAAUACCACUAGGAAAUUCCUUUUCACCGAACAAUAUCAUUGAAAAGGAUUUUAGAAAAGGUGAAUUCAUUGUCAAAGUGGAUUCUAUUUUGAGAAUAUUUAUGUGCAUGUAUCUUCCAAUCAUAGAUUACUGAAUGUAUCUUCCAAUUAAAACAUUACUGAGAUCAAUGUGUUAAUAGGGAACACAUUUUAAUUCCCUAUGUGUUAGCAAUCUGUCAAUUUCAAAUACAUUCAAUUACCCAUGUUUUAGCACAU
Messenger RNA from Owenia fusiformis, 3073 nucleotides. The record is from the annotation of a GenBank genome assembly. Lineage: Eukaryota; Metazoa; Annelida; Polychaeta; Sabellida; Oweniidae.